Molecule: messenger RNA, 1824 nt
Organism: Plasmodium coatneyi
Lineage: Eukaryota; Apicomplexa; Aconoidasida; Haemosporida; Plasmodiidae
Exons: 3
Coding region: 1-1824 (607 amino acids)
Biological process (GO): ribosomal small subunit biogenesis; ribosomal small subunit export from nucleus
Cellular component (GO): cytosol; nucleus; preribosome, small subunit precursor
Source: RefSeq, a predicted model, not a curated record
AUGAAAGGGGGAAGUAGUGCAGUUGCGGGACGUAGUGGAGGUGGUUGCCGAAUAAAAAAGGUGACCUUCCGAGAACCUCCAGAAGUCUGUGAAUUUAGUAAAAACGAGAAGCAUGAGUAUGAUGAACUGUCUUGUGGAGAAAGUGAAGCUAAUGAAUUUUUUUUGGACGACACCGAGAUGUCAUCACUGAUGGAAAACUUCGACCCGACAGAUUUUGGCAUUAAAGAAAAGCUAACUGAAAGUGAAAAGAAAAUACUCAUCAGGGAAAUUUACGGAAGAAGAAGCGCUAAUGGUGCGUCCUCUACGUCCGUAUCAAACAGGAAGCAGGACAAGAAGAGUAUUACCCUUAGGGUGGAACAUCCAGGGGGGACACAAGAAGAAACAACCAGCUAUGCUAGUAAGCAGAAUGGAGGAAGCCAACGUUGGGAACAUGCCAUAGACAACACAAGUGAGACGAACAUCAAAAUGAUGGAAAAUCAGAAGAAGAAGAGGAAAAAAAAAAUCAAAGGACGACGGAAGGAGGAGGACCCUAUGGCCUACCUCGAUGGAGAUUGUUACUUCCCAGAUGACGGGUAUGACUAUGAACAACACCUAAAAACUAUAAGUCCCAAUUUUGUAAGUGUAAAAUCCAAAGCAGAGAAUAACCUUUUUGAGGUUAAGCCAACAGAUGAAGAAGAAACAGAACUAUUUAAAACGUUCGAAGCGGACAACUACGAAGAACUGAAUGAUAAUUUUGUGUACGAAGCACAGGAUGUGAGUGGGGAGGAUAAGUUAGACGUGCCAAAGGAUCUCAUUUGGGGCACCCCCGACGAUUGGAGUUUCCCCAUGGGGGGUAUGAGUGCCACUUAUUUGACUGACGAUUCGAUGCAACUAAACCAGUUUGGAGAAAGCGAGGACGGAGACACCACCGACGGGGGGAUUAGCGAUGUGGAGGCAGCCCGUUUGCCAGGGAAUCAUCACCUUCGUAGUGGUAGCAGCGGCGGUGACCAAGGUAAACGAGGCAACCCGAAAGAGAACGGAUACGUCAUCUUCGAUGAAGGUACACACGCAGGAAUAUCCACAUGUGAGAAGAAAAAACAAAAGGAUACAAACACAGACGAAAGCGACCCGAACGCACUAAAGCUGAGCGAUCUGGUCAAGCUGGAAAUGCAAAAAGUCGACAGCAAGAAUUUGAAUGAAAUAAAAAAUAUUGUUGUAAAAAAAAAAAAAAAAAAAAAAAAAAAUCGUACAGCAAAUAAUACAGAUAAUACACUUGUCAACGUAAAUGUAGAGGACAAAAUCAAAAUUUUGCAAAUUUUAAAUUCACAAAAGGAGGAAGAAGGUCACCGUGGGAAGGGUGAUGGGGAAGAGAACUCCCAUUCGGACGCAUCCGGGGAGAAUUUCUUCUCCUCCUCUGAUGCAUCGUCUUCAUCACUGUCAUACGAUUGCGAAACAAUCCUCACGACCAAGACGAACACAACAAACCACCCCUGUAAGUUAGUUAUUCCCAAGAAGGUCCCUACCCCCGCUUCUGCCAACCCGCUGAUUAACCCUCUCCCUCAGGGCAACGCAAACCCGAGGAGGAGGGACAGGGAGAAGGAGAAAGUGGCCGAAGAGGCCAAACUGGAGAGCUACGUAGUCCUGGAAAAUAUAAACACCACGCGCGGCAAAAACGAAACCCCCGAAGAAAAGAGGGAGCGGAAGAAGUCCGUCAAGGAGGCGCAACGUCUGAACCGGAAGUUGAAAAAGGAAAACGCCCUGCUGAUGAAGAGCGAGAAAAAAAUGAUGAACAAGAAUAGCAACCCCUUCGACAUCAGAGACAACGUCAAGUACAUUAAACUGUGA